AUGAUGAUUACAAGAGCAAUUAUGCGAAGGCCGAUGAUGUUUCGGCCCAUAACUCAUCUACCUAUACCAAGAUUAAUCUAUCAAAUGAAGGGAAGGUGCUACACUAUCAAGAAUGAGCCAAAGCCUGAGAUUCCCAAGUUUAAGGCUAACUUGCCACCAGAUAAAAAUUUGAAACAGCAAAUAAAGGCGGAUCUCAAGAAAGAGACUAUAACUACAGAACCUUCCAAGGUUCACCUCCCCACCAAAGAGGAGCUAUUGCGAUCGGCUAGGAAUUCCCUUGAAAGAUUGAAGGUGAGAUUCAAAUGGCUUCUGAUCAGAAGCUACCGGCCCUUCAAUACGGAUGAUUUCAGUGCUUUUUUUUCUUGGAUUGUGGUAGGUAAUUUGGCCCUUUUUGUUUUUGCAUCAACAACUUUUGUUUCACUGGUAUUAUACACAAUAAACACAGUAUUUGCUCAAGAAUUUGUCGCCAGAAUGCUAGGAAAUUUCAUUACUAAAAGUACUAAUUUAACUGUGGUGUUUGAAAAUGCUGUUGUUCCAAGUUGGAGAGACGGGAAGAUAUCUUUCAGGAAUUGUUUCGUAAGCAGACGGCCUCGAGGCGUCAUUAUUUUUGAAAAGGGUUCUCAGGCAGCAGCAGCGGCAGCAGCUGAAAAGCAAGCUGCGAACAAUGGAGAGACUUCACAGAAUGAACCAAUAGACGAUGGGAACUAUACCCAGUUUGAUCUAACGAUUAAAGAAGUCAAUAUUUCGUUAUCAUUUAAAAAAUGGGUCAAUGGUAGAGGUAUCAUUGACGAGGUUGAAGUGAAAGGAAUGCGAGGCGUAGUCGAUCGUUCACAUGUUUAUUGGAAAGAGGGAGAUUCCGCCCUUAACUACAAGAAUGUUUAUCAACCCGGGGAUUGGGAAAUUGAAAACUUUCGAAUGGAAGAUGUUCUUUUUACUUUGAAACAACCACUAGGAUUCCGAGUUUUUGAUGUUUCGAUCUACUCUGCCGAUAUUCCAUUAUUAAGAAAAAAUUGGUUAUUUUAUGACUUACUGAACUCAAAUAACGUCAACGGGUCAUAUGAUGGGUCGUUGUUUGCUAUACACAACUUACAGAAAAAGGAUGAUUUUGAGGGGGUUGUGGAUAACUCACCAAUCCCUUCGACUCCAAAUUCAUCUUCGAUUUCCUGGAGAAGGGUUACAAGAUUUAGAGUCGAUAACCUGAAUUUGGAUCAUUUGAACGAGGGAGUUGAAGGUCCAUUUGGAUGGAUUCACAGCGGUUCCGUUGACAUGAUUGCUGAUGUUAUGUCUCCUGAAGAGAAUCAGUUUAAUGUUUCGGAGGUGGUCCAGGCCAUUGCUCUUAGUAUCAAAAAAGAAGCAAGGCGGGCAAGCAAACGAGACUAUAAAGAGGAACCAGACGAGGAAACGAUUAAGAACGACCUAACAAAGUACUUUGUUUUGGACUUCCAAUUGAAGUUGAAUAAUCCAAGGGCUUCUGUACCUCUUUUCACCGAGGAACUGUCCUAUGUCAACAACGCUCUGAUUCGACCUAUUGUCGCGUACAUUAACUCCCGAAACACAUUUAUUCCAAUCAAAUGUCGUGUGGUAAAGAAACUUUCGGAUUUUGAUGGCUCUUGGACUAUCUACGACUCAUUACUUAUGGAUGAUCUUCAAGCUGAAGUUUAUGAUGCUUUUGUUGAUUACGUCGCCGAUGAAAACGCUAGAAGUGAGAGGGCUAAAAAGGUUGGUUUCUGGUCCUUACAACUGUUCCUCCACCUAAUUCUGUGGAGCGUGGGAACAAUAGCAUGA
Messenger RNA from Komagataella phaffii GS115, 1785 nucleotides. RefSeq names its product Mitochondrial inner membrane protein with similarity to Mdm32p. The coding region runs from base 1 to 1785 and encodes 594 amino acids. The transcript has a single exon. The record is from RefSeq and is a predicted model, not a curated record. Gene Ontology annotation, biological process: mitochondrion inheritance. NCBI's taxonomy places the organism in Eukaryota, Fungi, Ascomycota, Pichiomycetes, Pichiales, Pichiaceae. Gene Ontology annotation, cellular component: mitochondrial inner membrane.